Filobasidium floriforme is the source of this 1323-nucleotide messenger RNA. RefSeq names its product putative lipid particle protein. Lineage: Eukaryota; Fungi; Basidiomycota; Tremellomycetes; Filobasidiales; Filobasidiaceae. The transcript is spliced from 13 exons. The coding region runs from base 1 to 1323 and encodes 440 amino acids. The record is from RefSeq and is a predicted model, not a curated record.
AUGCCCGACAUACAUCUCGCCGUCCUCAUCCACGGCUUGCACGGCAAUCCUGGCAACCUCGCGCAAUGCGAGAUCGAGCUCGUUAAAGCUCAUCAGGAAAAGCGAUCUCAAUCGAAACAGGGGAACGGUAGCGAUCUGGACCUACAAGUAUUCAUCCCUUCGACUUUUCCCGGCACCUUGACUUUCGACGGAGUGGAAUUGUUGGCAAUCAGGGUGGCGGACGAGCUGGAUAAGAAGAUUGAAAGGAUUGGAAGUCAAGGAGGCGAUGUCAAAGCUAUUACCAUAAUGGGCUAUUCUCUCGGAGGCUUGAUCGCCCGGUAUUUGAUCACCCUUCUUGACUCAAGAACACCUUCAUUCUUUGAGAGACAUGAGCCGAUACAUUUCUCUACUAUCGCGACACCUAACCUCGGCAUGCCGCGAUACGGCACCAAGUUCUCUACGAUAAAACACCUUGUCGGGGGACACAUGUUCUCUCAAACAGGCGCCGAACUGUUCUCAUGGGAUCAUUAUAGCGAACAAGAUCCUCGCUCGUUGUUGGAAGUUAUGAGCGAUCCCACUCGACCGUUCAUGCAAACUUUGCGCAAAUUCCCAAAGGUUCAGAUCAUAGCGAACGGAUGUCACGACCUGACGGUCUCCUAUCCUACGGCGGCUAUCACCGAGACCGACCCGUUCGACAGUUUCGAGACGACCGGAAUCAGGAUUAAGACUGACGAGAACAGCGUGGUCAAAUCUUGGUCGUUCCCCUCGCCUGAGGCUGAAGGGGAGGGGGAAGACGAGACGGAUACUCUGGUCAAGACGAGAUCGGGGCAGAAGGGGCUACGCAAACGGCCCAGUCGACCGCCUUUUCUGGAAUUUCGAUUCCCCUUCAACUACCUCGCAAUCCCUUUGAUCCCGAUCGUCGCGACAUUCUUCGUCAUAUCUGCUUUCAUUACACUUACGAUACAGCGCUUCAGAUCAAGCAAACGAAUCAGACGAUAUCGUUCGAGUCGCAACAACCUUGCUGUUAGGAUAUCUCAGUCUGUGAGCGACGGUGUCGAACGAGCCGGAGAUUUCCUCCAAGAACAGGUCAACGGUGACUGGAACGGGGACGAUUUCCCGGUUCGAGGCAAGGCGGCCAAGUUGCUUUUGACCGAAGCGCAGAAGACAAUGAUUAGGAAUUUCAACCAAUACCUCCCACAGCUCGAGAGGAUCGUCGUCUGGUAUCCAUACGCGUACAAUUCGCAUGCAACAAUCGUUGUCAGAGACGUGACUCGAUUCCCAUCUCAUGAAGAUGGCCGAGGUGGUCUCAAAGUCUGGGCGAAAUCGAUUGUCGAUGCAGUAUAA